GCCACUCCUCUCAUCAGCUCAUAGCUCUUCUCUAGCAGCUUCCUCUCGAGUGAUCUUGAUCAGUCUCACCGGGAGCUCAGCUAGCUCAAAGAGUCAGUAGCUGAUCGAAGAAAUGGCGUCGCUGUCGAUGACGAACUCGGCGCGGGCGCAGUGGACGCCGAAGCAGAACAAGCUGUUCGAGCAGGCGCUGGCGGUGUACGACAAGGACACGCCGGACCGGUGGCACAACAUCGCCCGCGCCGUCGGCGGCAAGUCGGCCGAGGAGGUCAGGCGCUACUACGAGCUCCUGGUGGAGGACAUCAAGCACAUCGAGUCCGGCAAGGUGCCCUUCCCCGCCUACCGCUGCCCCAGCGCCGGCGCCGGCGCCCGGACCGCUGCUGGCUCCCUCGGUUACGAGUCCGACAGGCUGAAGCAUUUGAAGAUCUAGCCAGUUGGUGAACAGAGGAUGGCCGAGAAGAAGCUGCGCACGUGGAUAUACCGUGGGAUGGCAUGCACGGUCCAUGCUAAUCAAGGAUGGAAUGGAAGCAAGAAUCAGAUGCACGCAUGUUAAUAAGUAGUUAGUAUAGCUUAUUACGCCAGAUCGAUCGAUCUCCCUUGCAUGCGUCCCUCGUACUCGUAUGUAUUAUAUCCUAGCUGCACCCGUGUACCAUAGCAAUCAAGAAAACGAACUGGAUAUUAUCUAAUGCCUGCCUGCAUUUCUACCUUGUUCUCUUUGUUUGGGA
Messenger RNA from Phragmites australis (common reed), 722 nucleotides. RefSeq names its product protein RADIALIS-like 3. Gene Ontology annotation, molecular function: DNA-binding transcription factor activity. NCBI's taxonomy places the organism in Eukaryota, Viridiplantae, Streptophyta, Magnoliopsida, Poales, Poaceae. Bases 113 to 427 code for a protein of 104 amino acids. The record is from RefSeq and is a predicted model, not a curated record. The transcript has 2 exons.